GUUCUAAUAGAUUUGACAACGUUUUGAAAAGUAAAAACCAAUCUAGUAGGAUGACUUACUCUCACAUAUAAUCCUGUAAGAUCAGUGGUCGCCACAAGGAAGGACAGAAGGAUGUUGAUCGUUGUAUCGGGAUCACGGCCCAGUUCCGCUGAAACGGAUAGAGGAUUUGCGCUGCCGCGUGCCCGCGCCCGCCCCAGCAGGCACCACGGAUUGUUGACAAAGACUCCGCGAGACGGAAAAGAGAGCCCGAGCUUUGGUUUUUAAGCCACCGGAGGACUACGGUUGAAGACACCGUCCGUUUUUCUUUUUUUUACGGAGAACGAGGAAAGGAGCGCGAGCGUCUUGAAAAUCAACCGUGAGUCACAAUGAAUCGUUUUGUGUGUUUCAAUUCCGUUUAAUCAGCCCAGGCAGCUAGCUAGCUACCUCCAUCGGGUCAUUUCAUUCCUCCCCUCCCCGUGUGAUCCGUUAUCAUAUGCUGCUCAUUUCUACCAGUUAACCCGCGAGACUUGCCCGGUUAUAAUAGCUUUCCGUCUUUCUUUGUGUCUAUGUCUCCCCCCUCCUUCAACCUGAAGGUGUGGCCGGCUCGAGGCGAUUCGGUAAUACUGUCUUUGCUUUAAACAGUUGUCGGACUGGCGCGUGAAGAACCCCCCCCCGGCGAACUACAUGCACCUUUACAUACCGACACCGACAGAAUGAUCACAGUGGGCCGGGAUGGGUCGGUGUGAUUAACGGCAGUCUCAAGGAGUCUUCCAUACCUAGAAGAACCAGGAGGACCAGGUCCAGGCGUGGUUUGGCCGGGCAUGGUGUGAUCUGAGUCGGGCAGCCAGUCUGGGUCUGACCGGUGACCACCCGUCCUUUCCCCGGAGCCUGCGUGGCCCCAAGCCGCGUCCAGAGCCCUCCAAGAUGGGGAAGUGUGACGGGAGAGUUACGCUGGUGGCGAUAUGUUCACUGCAGCUGAUGGCAGCGCUCCAGAGACAGGUGUUUGACUUCCUGGGUUACCAGUGGGCUCCUAUCCUGGCCAACUUCCUCCACAUCAUGGCCGUCAUACUGGGGAUCUUUGGGACAGUGCAGUUCAGAUCCCGCUACCUCAUAUUGUAUGCGGUGUGGUUAGUGCUGUGGGUGGGAUGGAACUCCUUCAUCAUCUGUUUCUACCUUGAGGUGGGACACUUGUCUCAGGUAAGAGAGGACAGGGACUUCCUGAUGACGUUCAACACGUCGCUGCAUCGGUCCUGGUGGAUGGAGCACGGCCCUGGUUGCCUAGUAACGCCGGUGUUGGACUCCCGCAUCGCCCCUGACGACCACCAUGUCAUCACCGUCUCCGGCUGUCUCCUUGACUACCAGUACAUUGAGGUGCUGAGUGCCGCGCUCCAGGUCCUACUGGCUCUCUUUGGCUUUGUGUAUGCCUGCUAUUUGAGCAAAGUCUUCCAGGAUGACGAGGAUAGCUUUGAUUUCAUUGGUGGCUUUGAAUCCUAUGGUUACCAGCCUCCUCAGAAGACCUCCCACCUCCAACUGCAGCCCCUCUACACGUAGGGCCGGGUAGGGGAAGGGGGCGCCCCCAUCAGACCACACCACAGCCGUGAAGCUGAGACGUCUUGGGAACAGAGCACUCACUCUGCGUGUCACAGUACAACUGAAAGAUGGACUCACCUGUGUGUGUAUGUGUGUGGUAAUCGAGGGUAAACUGACUGAUACCCCUGAGGUGAAUGUACAGAGGACAGGGUGGAACCAGCCAUUCUAUGGGGGGGGGGGGGGGGCACUGGGCGUGGUCACUUGUUAAUGGACACGGAGGAUAUUGAGAGGACACUCUGCACCCGCUGGCUCUUUGCACUCCUAGGACCCUGUGUGUGUGUAGUUCUAAAGGACUAGCUGAAUGACCUCUGAACUAUUGUGGGAGGGGCCUCCAAAGUCACAUGUUGUCAUUUUAGAAUGUGAGGUCAUAAUAGAACAAUCGUACCCCCAAUCCCAAGCUUGUCCCUAAUUCUGUUGUGACAGGGUGACCCUGUGUACUCACAAUCACAGCAAAAAAAGCAGAAGCGGUUUUGUCGCGAUUGUGUGUACACUGGGUUAAGUGAUCUGCUAUGGACCAGUUUUAAGGAUUGGGCUUUAGUGUCUCUGGGGAAAGUUGUGGGGAUUCUGUGCAUGUAAAUAUCCGGCUGAUUGCUUUGUUUUUGGGGGUGGUGAGGGGGGUUUGCGUAGCCACGCCCCAUUUACGUUUCUUCUCUCACCUUUUUCACGACCAAGAAUGGUCCUUCAUGACUUUAGAAAUGCUUCCUCCCUCCUCCCUCACACCUUACUACCAUUUCUUUCUUCUGUUAUUCUCCCCCCCCCCCUCUACGCUUCAUUCACUCCUUCCUUUCUUCUGUAAAGAAUUCACUGGUCUGACCUGAUGAUAUUAAUGUAAGGAAUACAAGGACACUGAUUUAUUUCACCACCAUACAAUAGGUCAUUGUGCAUUUCCAGGUCAGAAAUGCCUGGCGGAGGACAGAGAAGGAGGGAGACUGUAUUUCUGAAGUGGUUUCCUGGGUAAGACCUGUGUGUUUAGGAGACAUUGGGAAGGGGGUUGGGGAAAUAAAUAAACUGUUUUUAAAUUAAA
Salmo salar (Atlantic salmon) is the source of this 2593-nucleotide messenger RNA. RefSeq names its product sodium/potassium-transporting ATPase subunit beta-1-interacting protein 1. The record is from RefSeq and is a predicted model, not a curated record. Lineage: Eukaryota; Metazoa; Chordata; Actinopteri; Salmoniformes; Salmonidae. Gene Ontology annotation, biological process: regulation of sodium ion transport.